This is a messenger RNA of Pelobates fuscus (common spadefoot toad), 2108 nucleotides long. RefSeq names its product APAF1 interacting protein (gene APIP). Bases 450 to 1169 code for a protein of 239 amino acids. Gene Ontology annotation, molecular function: methylthioribulose 1-phosphate dehydratase activity; metal ion binding. NCBI's taxonomy places the organism in Eukaryota, Metazoa, Chordata, Amphibia, Anura, Pelobatidae. The record is from RefSeq and is a predicted model, not a curated record. Gene Ontology annotation, cellular component: cytoplasm. The transcript is spliced from 7 exons.
CUAGCCAGGAGUGGUGUCGCCAUAUUUGCGCGUCACUGACUGGCCCCGCCCCUUCAGCAUCAGCACAGCUCUGACUGCAGCUUCAGGAGAAGCAGAGACCUGGGAGCAACAUUACCAGACCCAACCCAGCUGCCAGAGCAUUAACAUGUAACAUAUACACUGUAACCAGACACUACACCUGAAACCAGAACCACACAUACAGAACCAGGCUCAGAACCAGGCAGCAGCACAACCCCAAACAGAACCAGAAACACACACAGAACCACAAACACACACAGAACCACAAACAGAACCAGGCUCAGAGGGACCCAGGCAGCAGCACAACCACAACCACAACCACACACAGAACCAGGCUCAGAGGGACCCAGGCAGCAGCACAACCACAACCACAACCACACACAGAACCAGGCUCAGAGGGACCCAGGCAGCAGCCCCAGCAAUCUGCCAGCAUGUAUUACUGCAAUGGAGAUAACUGCAACCAGACUGACAAUGCCAAGGAUAAAGGGCAUCCAAGGAACUUGAUCCCAGAGUUAUGCAGACAGUUCUACAAUUUGGGUUGGGUGACAGGAACUGGAGGAGGUAUCAGUCUGAAGUAUGGGGACGAGAUUUAUAUUGCACCUUCUGGGGUCCAAAAAGAAAGAAUUCAGCCUGAUGAUUUGUUUAUUUGUGACAUUGAUGAAAGAGACAUCAGCUGUCCUCCGCCAUAUAAAAAUCUGAAGAAAAGCCAGUGCACACCGCUUUUCAUGAAUGCUUAUACCAUGAGAGGGGCUGGCGCUGUGAUACACACUCACUCGAAGGCAGCGGUUAUGGCUACAUUGCUUUUCCCAGGAAAGGAAUUCCGGAUUACACACCAGGAAAUGAUUAAAGGGAUUAAGAAAUCCACUUCUGGGGGCUAUUACAGAUAUGAUGAUUUGUUAGUGGUGCCCAUUGUGGAGAACACUCCAGAAGAGAAAGACCUGAAAGAUCGUAUGGCACGAGCAAUGAUCGAAUAUCCCGACUCCAGUGCUGUUCUUGUACGCCGCCACGGGGUCUAUGUCUGGGGAGACACCUGGGAAAAAGCAAAAACAAUGUGUGAGUGCUAUGACUACCUGUUUGAUAUCGCUGUGGAAAUGAAACAACACGGCCUGGACCCUUCAGCUCUCCCUGGUGAAGAAAAAGGAAUAGUUUAAUGCCUUCAACCUUGAUCAAAGCAAUUUUACCAUGAUACGUAGUCCUUGAGCUAACAGAACUUUUGUACAGUGGAGUGAGAAAAAUUUCACUCUCUGCAUAUUUGUUAGCCGUCUCUCCUCAUUCAUCCAUCGGUGAUAUCCUCAUUGGUUUUAUGCUCUCCGUAUUAAUGAUCUAAACACGUACAGACCCGUUGGUGUAGCACUAGUGGUCGGUUAUUAACAAACUAUGCGCACAUAGUUGAGUCCCUCAAAUGCUUAUAAUUAUAAUUUUUUUACAUUUUUUUUAAUUAUUAUUUGUAAGUAGAGAUCAGAUUGUCAUAAAUGCUGUGAUACGUUUCCUUGGGUAGACUUUUACAAUAGCUAUCUAAGGCAGUAUGGGGAAAACAUACCCGUGCCGCAUUAUCCGUUGCUCAGCUUCCUAUAACAUGAUCUACCUCAAGCUGGGGGAUUCUUACAGUGUUCUUUAAAUUCAGCACAUAUUUAAGUGAAGUACAUAGCACAGUGCACCCCUUGUUUGAGGAUUAUGCUAGACUCGUAUGUCUGCAACAGUUUUAGCAACUUAAUGAGUUGGAAUAUGGCAUGACGUGGCGAAAUCAGAACGCGCAGUUAAACAGAACUGUAGUGUUUGACACUUUUAGAUUUUCAUAUGAACAUUUGUCUUUUCUGCAUAAAAAUACAAAUGCCCUAUUGGCCAAAAACAUGCCAACCACUAGGGUUUCGAGCAGCAAAAUUAAGCACAAUAUGACUAAUGCUGAGCAUUUAAGAUAUAUAUUGACGAAGCUGGUGAUCGAUUUACUGCCCUGUUGUCUUGGAAUAAUCAUUGGUGUUGUACACUUUUUAGCAGUGUGAUGUUGUUGAAUGCAUGAUGGGUUGAAUUCUCUUAAUAUAUAAUUAUCUGUUGUCUCCUAUUGUUAUUAAACAAAACAUCACAAAUCACUA